Messenger RNA from Peronospora belbahrii, 1998 nucleotides. The record is from the annotation of a GenBank genome assembly. Lineage: Eukaryota; Oomycota; Peronosporomycetes; Peronosporales; Peronosporaceae.
AUGACAGUGCUUUUAACUCACGAGAGGGAGGAUGAACCUGAUACUGGACCCGUAAAACCUAUUGACGACAAGAAUCAAGUGCUUGAAGUCAUGGAAGCGGCGCCAGCACACGACGACGACGGAGGGAUUCCCGUCAAGACGAAGCGUCUGUCUGGUACCACAACCACUAGCAGUGGCGAAGAAGUGCUCACGGGCAAGGAGAAAGACUGUAAUCACGAGCGCCUAGUAAAUGGUGCCACUGACGGCUCUGUGCCGUCACCAGCCACAAACCAUUUCCGACGAGCCAUGACCGUAGCGGUACCGACCAAACGUGUUCGAUAUAAGCAAGAGACACCUGAAAAUGAUGAAGAUCAAGGCUGUGAGACUAGCGAGACGCUACGCUCCAAGAGCUGGGCCGGGUGCCCACGUGACGCAGCUCUGGAGGCGAUAGAGAACCGUCAACUCCGCUUUCGCUAUUCCACAGCUGCUUCCGCACGCGAGAUGGUGCGUGAAAUGCACUCACAUAGAAUUCAAGAAUUCCCCGCCGAAUGCGUUAUGACGGCACUAGUGGAAAUGCAGGUUGGCUCUAUCUGGCGCAAGAUGAGAGUGGAGGUGGACCGCGAUGGCAUUAACUGCCAACGCGUAUCAGUCUUCCGCAAGGAGGUCAAAGAAAUUCACAUUGCCAAAGAUGACCUGAUCGCUGCGGCACUUACUUUUGGAAAGAAGAAUAGUGUGGACGUGCACUUUAUGCUCCCAGGAAGGGGCAAGCAGCACCGCCGACUAUUGCGCCGCUACCGCACUGUGACGUUGCGCUUUGACGAUGAGACGACUGCUUCCAAGCUAGUAGCCUCGCUGCAGCUGUUUGUGAAGUGGAUGGCUCGUGUACCCGAAAAUGUGACGCGCCGCAUCAAAGUGGUGGUGAACCCGUACUCAGGCAGACGUCGUGGUCGCCAGAUAUGGGAACAUUGGAAACCGCUGCUGGAGCUCGCGAACAUCCAGUGCGAUGUAGAAGAGACAAAGUACAGCGGUCAUGCACGUGACAUCGGCGCGACGUUCAAUUUGAAGAUGAAGUACGAGGCUAUUGUGUUUGUUGGUGGUGAUGGUACUGUAAACGAAUUCAUGAACGGUGUGUUCACUCAAGAGGAGAGUGUAUGGCGUACCCUGGUUGCCACGACACCAGUAUCGCUGCUCUGUGCUGGUACAGAUAACGCCUUCGGUAAGGGCGUAGGUACGCCCACCCAUGCUGCGUCGGUGUUCUGCAUCAUUAAGCGCAAGAUUCGCCCGCUCGACGUAAUGACGUGUCAAGCCAGCAAUAAAGAUGGCACCACUCGUCUAGAAUUUGCCUGCACGGGUGUGAGCUACGGCGUCGGCUCGGAUAUCGCCGUGGAGUCGGAGGUAACGCGAUGGCUUGGCGUCCAUCGCUACGUAUAUCUGAAAAUCAAACGCGGGCUUAUUGUACCGCACAGGCAUGAAGCCAAGAUCAGCUACGUCUUGUCGGACAACACGCCAGUGGAUCCCGAGACGGGUAAGCAACUUCUACGUACGUAUUACGAGAUUAUGGAUGACACUGCAGAGGACCAACAUCAUGUGGAACGCUGCAAUAUCUAUGACGACUCAGACCCUACUACCAAGCUCUGGAACGGCAAUGCCGAGUCCAUCUUCCACCCCGCUCGAGAGGAAAAGUACGCGGGUCAGUGGCAAAGCUUCUCGGAAGAGUUGACAACUGUUGGUGGUUCCAAUGUGUACUUUGAGACGAAGUAUGCACACCCGUCGGAUGGCAACUUUGACCUUGUCUAUUCGCUCAAAGGUAACAUCAAGCAGACGGCCGAGAUCACAGUGCGUUACCUUUCCAAUACAUUUCUCAAGUCAGAGUUGGUUGGCUACCACAAGGUGAAGGCCAUGGUAAUCGAGCCGCUUGUGGAGGACGUGCUGAACGUUGAUGGCGAGGUGUUUCCGGGACCAGGUCCGUUUCGCGUGGAGGUGGUCCCACAACUGCUGUGCGUACUGUCUGAAAAGUAA